Messenger RNA from Hyposmocoma kahamanoa, 2318 nucleotides. It is a transcript of the gene Aldh-III, whose product is annotated as aldehyde dehydrogenase, dimeric NADP-preferring. The record is from RefSeq and is a predicted model, not a curated record. NCBI's taxonomy places the organism in Eukaryota, Metazoa, Arthropoda, Insecta, Lepidoptera, Cosmopterigidae. Gene Ontology annotation, molecular function: aldehyde dehydrogenase (NAD+) activity. Gene Ontology annotation, cellular component: cytoplasm. The transcript has 11 exons. Bases 116 to 1651 code for a protein of 511 amino acids. Gene Ontology annotation, biological process: aldehyde metabolic process.
CUUAGUCAAACUUAUGGCGCAAAAUUAGUAAUAAAAACUUGUUUGUGUUGUAACAAAACGGACUUUGGUCGUUGUUUGUUGCGUGAUUACUUGAUUUAUUCGCUGUAUCUUCACGAUGACUAUUGGAACCGUUACUUCGAAGCCGAAGGCGGCUAGCAUCCCCGAGACGGUGCAAAAGGCACACGAUGCUUUCAACCGCGGGGUGACAAAACCAAUGGAAUGGCGCCGGAAGCAGCUAAAGAGUAUGUUGCGCAUGUACGAGGAGAACCAAGACGCGAUGGUCGAGGCUCUGCGAAAGGACCUGCGCAGGAGCAAGAUGGAAGCGUUGCUGCUUGAAGUUGAUUACUUAAUCAAUGAUUUGAAAAACACACUGCACCACUUGGAUGAAUGGGCAAAACCUGUGAGACCAUCGAAAACCAUAGUCAACAUGCUAGACGACGUAGUCAUCUACAACGAUCCCUACGGUGUAGUUCUAGUCAUCGGAGCGUGGAACUACCCACUUCAGCUUUUGCUGCUCCCUAUGUCGGGCGCCAUCGCUGCCGGCAAUGCCGUUGUUGUCAAACCGAGCGAGCUAUCUGUAAAUUGUGCUAACUUCAUAGCUGAAAUGCUGCCUAAAUACUUGGACAAUGACGCAGUCCUAGUGGUCGAAGGUGGUCCAAAGGAGACAACCGAGUUGCUGCAACAAAAGUUUGACUACAUCUUCUUCACGGGCGGCACUGGCAUCGGCAAGAUUGUCUACGAGGCGGCGACGAAGUCUCUGACCCCCGUCACUCUUGAAUUGGGUGGCAAGAGUCCAGUCUACAUUGACAAUACAGUAGACAUCGUGGUGUCAGCACGCCGCAUACUAUGGGGCAAGUUUAUAAACGCGGGCCAAACUUGCAUCGCACCGGACUACGUCCUGUGCUCCAAAGAGGUGCAAGACAAGUUCGUGGAAGCUGCUAAAAAAGUGCUCUAUGAGUGGUAUGGCGAGGAUCCCCAGAAAUCACCAGAUCUUUGCAGGAUUGUCAAUAGCAGGCAUUUCAGCCGUCUCCAAAGCCUUCUAGACGCCUCGGUGAACAAAAUCGUAGUCGGUGGAAAGACCGAUGCGCAAGACCGUUUUAUCGAACCCACGAUCGUCGCCAACGUGACUGAGAAAGACAAAAUCAUGGAGGGCGAAAUAUUCGGCCCUAUUCUGCCGAUUGUACCCGUCGAAAAUGCUUAUGAAGCCAUCAAGUUUAUCAACGCCAGAGAGAAGCCGUUAACAAUGUACAUCUUCACGACAAAUGCAACCGUUCGGGACAGUCUCCUCAACAAUACAAGUAGUGGAAGCGUAUGCUGUAACGAUACGGUCAUGCAAAUGGGAGUUGACACUCUACCGUUCGGCGGCGUGGGCCACAGUGGAAUGGGCGCAUACCACGGCAAAGCCACCUUCGACACUUUCACGCACAAGAAGAGUUGCCUUAUCAAGAACUUCGCUGCCAUCGGAGAGAAGUUGGGAUCGGGCCGCUAUCCACCCUACACGGACUCAAACCUGAACUUCAUUCGGACUUUGAUGCGCAAGCGCCAGCCUCCCUCGCUGAAGUUUCUGCCGUAUCUGCUCGCGUUCGCGCUCGGCGUCGGGGUCACCUAUGGCGUUUUCGCCGUUCAGAAGAUGUCGUCCGAAGACUUGUAAGCAGCUAACAUGACUAAGGAAAACGAGGGAGCAAAUAGUAGAGUUAUGCUUCAUUUGUCAGAUCGCUUUAGCAAGAUUGAGUAUCAUUAAGGUGCGACUGAGUAGGCUCGUUCAUAUCUGGUAGACUCGUUCCAUCGAUACAUGAAUAUAUUAGUAGAAAACACGAUGUAUAUAUAUAUAGACACGAAUAUACAAAAGGUUUUCUUAGAAAACAAGAGAGUGAAAUACUAUAGUUUGUUCCAAUAAUGUUAAACAAAAUAUAAACAAGACAGUUUGGUUAAAUUUCAAAGCAAGAACGCAAUAAAUCGAAUAAGUAACACUUUCACGGAAAUUUCGAAGAUUUUGACUUGAUAUCUCAUCACAUUUUCUAACAAUAUUCCUUUGAAUAACAUCGUUAAAUCGUAUUUGAAAAAUGAUAGUCAAAAAGUGAGGUUAUAUUUUAAUUAUAGAUGUAUGAAUAGUAAUGAUUGCAUAGUGCCGUACGGAACAAAAAAUAUUCAGUUCAUUCAAUUAAAUUUUUUUAAACGAUUAGUAAAUCGAAAAUUUCAAUCGCAGUUGAACGAGUAUCUAAGUGUAAGGAUUCGAAGGAGGAUUUAAAAUUAACAUUCCGGAAAUUUUAAAUAUGCUUUUAUGGAUUAUGUAAUGAAAACCGCUUGUAUAACUCAAU